Triticum turgidum subsp. durum (durum wheat) is the source of this 3153-nucleotide messenger RNA. The record is from the annotation of a GenBank genome assembly. NCBI's taxonomy places the organism in Eukaryota, Viridiplantae, Streptophyta, Magnoliopsida, Poales, Poaceae.
AUGCAGAUGCAGCCACGCCAUUGCCCAAACAGCAGGGCCUUCGUCGGCUUGGCGCUCCUGCUGCUGCUCGUCUCCUUGGCCUCUCCGGCCAGCUCCUGCAUGGCGCAGGAGAGGAGCUCCCUCCUCCAGCUCCUCGCUGGGCUCUCGCGGGACGGCGGCCUCACGGCCUCCUGGCGGAGGGAUAGGGACUGUUGCUCCUGGGAAGGGAUCACCUGCGGCGGUCCCGAUGGGGCGGUCACCAAUGUUUCGCUGGCUUCUCGAGGCCUCGAGGGCUCUAUCUCGCCUUCCCUUGGCAACCUCACCGGCCUCCUCCACCUCAACCUGUCGCGCAACUCGCUGUCCGGCGGCUUGCCGUUGGAGUUGGUGUCAUCGAGCAGCAUCGUUGUCCUUGACGUCAGCUUCAACCGCCUGACUGGAGGGCUGAGCGAGCUGCCACCUUCAGCACCUGCGCUGCCUCUGCAGGUACUCAACAUCUCGAGCAACCUGUUUACAGGAAGGUUUCCAUCUGCUAUAUGGGAGGUGAUGAAGAGCCUGGUCGCGCUCAAUGCCAGCACCAACAGCUUUACUGGGCAGAUACCAGUUACCCCCUGUGUGAGCGCGCCAUCUUUGGCCGUGCUCGAACUCAGUUUUAACGAAUUCAGUGGAAAUAUCCCUCCAGGGCUCAGUAAUUGCUCCGUCCUGGAACUGCUCGGUGCUGGCUACAACAACCUCAAUGGGACUCUUCCAGAUGAGCUCUUCAAAGUUACCUCGUUAGAGCACCUCUCGUUGCCUAGCAAUGGUUUAGAAGGUGCUGUCAAUGGCAUCAGCAAGCUAACAAAUCUGGUCACCCUUGAUCUUGGGGGGAAUGAGUUCAACGGCAGUAUUCCAGAGUCUAUAGGUGACCUGAAGAGAUUGGAGGAGCUGCAUUUGGAACACAAUAACAUGUCAGGGGAGCUGCCAUCAGCUCUGAGCAACUGCACAAAUCUCGUAACAAUUGACCUCAAGAGCAACCAGUUCAUUGGAGAACUUACCAAGGUCAACUUCACAAGCCUGCCCAAUCUGAAAGUUUUGGAUCUUCUCUACAACAACUUCACCGGCACAGUUCCAGAAAGCAUAUACUCCUGCAGCAGGCUGACUGCAAUACGGCUAUCUAGUAACAAUUUCCAUGGCCAGUUGUCAGAAAGAAUAGGCAAUCUGAAGUCCCUCGCAUUCCUAUCACUUGUUAACAACUCCCUUACAAAUAUCACAAGCACACUUCAGAUCCUUCGGAGUUCCAGGAGCCUCACCACCCUUCUUCUUGGGUUCAACUUCAUGCAUGAGACCAUACCAGAGGAUAUCAACAUUGAUGGUUUUGAGAGUCUUCAGGUUUUUUCGAUGAAUGAUUGUUCAUUGUCUGGAACAAUUCCUCAUUGGUUAUCAAAGCUACCGAAUUUGGAGAUGUUAUUUUUACACAACAAUCACCUCACUGGGUCAAUACCUGACUGGAUCAGCAGCCUAAACUUGCUCUUCUAUCUAGACAUAACAAACAACAGCCUUACAGGGGAAAUUCCAAGUGCCUUAAUGGAGAUGCCAAUGCUGAAGUCAGACAAAACUGCACCAAAGGUCUUUGAGCUGCCUGUUUAUAAUAAGAGCCCAUUUAUGCAAUAUCGCAUGCCCAGUGCUUUUCCUAAAGUACUGAAUCUAGGGCUGAAUAACUUCACUGGUGUGAUACCUGAGAAGAUUGGCCAGUUGAAAGGACUCGUUUCCCUCAACCUGAGCUCCAACCAACUAUCUGGAGAGAUCCCAGAAGCCAUCUGCAACCUCACGAACCUGCAGGCACUCGACUUGUCUGGUAAUCAUCUCAUUGGUACAAUUCCAGCUGCACUAAACAAUCUGCACUUCCUUUCGAAAUUCAACAUUUCCAAUAAUGACCUAGAAGGAUCUAUUCCAGCUGUGGGCCAGCUUAGCACGUUUCCAAAUUCUAGCUUUGAUGGCAACCCAAAAUUGUGCGGUCAUAUGCUUGUGAACCAUUGCGGCUCAGCUGAAACACCUCUGAUCACCCAGAGAAGAAAGAAAAAGAAGGGUGUUUUUGCACUUGCAUUUGGUGUGUUUUUUGGAGGGGUGGCCGUUCUUUUCUUGCUGGCUCGUCUCCUUUUCUUGCUCAGGGGUACAAACUUCAUGAGCAAAAGGCAGAGCAACAACAACAAUGACAUAGAGGCAACAUCUUCAAAUCUCAAUUCAGAAUACUCCUUGGUGAUAGUUCCACGAGGCAAGGGAGAACAAAACAAACUCACACUGACGGAUCUCCUGAAGGCUACAAAGAACUUUGACAAGGAUCAUAUCAUUGGCUGUGGAGGUUAUGGGCUAGUCUACAAGGCUGAGCUACCUGAUGGCUCAAAGGUCGCCAUAAAAAAGCUCAAUAGUGAAAUGUGUCUGAUGGAAAGGGAAUUCAGUGCAGAGGUUGAUGCACUCUCCACAGCAGAGCAUGACAAUCUUGUACCAUUCUGGGGUUACUGCAUACAGGGAGAUUCAAGACUACUGAUAUACUCCUACAUGGAGAACGGUAGCCUGGAUGAUUGGCUUCACAACAGAGACACUGAUGACAACUCAUUUCUUCACUGGCCGAUACGGCUGAAGAUUGCACAAGGAGCAAGCCAGGGUCUAUCUUACAUCCACGAUGUAUGCAAGCCUCACAUUGUUCACCGUGAUAUCAAGUCGAGCAACAUCCUACUAGACAAGGAAUUCAAAGCUUAUGUUGCAGACUUUGGGUUAUCCAGAUUGAUCUUCCCCAACAGAACUCAUGUGACAACUGAGUUGGUUGGUACUCUCGGUUACAUCCCCCCAGAGUACGGCCAAGGAUGGGUGGCUACAUUGAGAGGUGAUAUGUACAGUUUUGGUGUGGUCCUGCUUGAACUGGUAACGGGGAGGCGGCCUGUUCAAAUCUGUCCCAGGUCAAAAGAGCUUGUCAAGUGGGUACAGGAGAUGAGAUCCAAAGGGAAGCAGAUUGAAGUCCUGGAUCCAACACUUCGAGGCACAGGAUAUGAAGAGCAGAUGAUGAAGGUGCUUGAAAUUGCUUGCCAGUGUGUGAACCACAAUCCUGGCGUGAGGCCAGCCAUACAGGAGGUGGUAUCUUUCCUGAACAGCAUAGACGCUAACCUUCAGAAGCAAAAUUCAGUUAGCUCACAAUGUAGAUAG